AUUCUCAAAUCCAGAUUCAUAUUCGUGUGGUAUUGUUGUUACCAAUACUGAAUUUUAUAAUUUACUUCAAAUACUAAGUUAUUUAUAUACAUUUUAACAGAAAACCAAUCAAAAUGGGUAAAAGACAGCACCAAAAGGAUAAAAUGUACUUAACGUACACAGAAUGGACAACUCUGUACGGGGGCAAGCGCUCAGGCACGGCUGUGGAAGAAGACACGUCGUUCAAGAGGCUCCCGUUCGACCACUGCUGCCUGUGCUUGCAGCCCUUCGAAGACCCAUACUGCGACGCUGAUGGCAAUGUGUUCGAGCUCCAAGCAUUCCUGGAGUUUGUAAAAAAGUUUAAAAUCAACCCAGUUACAGGGAAGAAAGCAGAUGUUAAGUCUUUGAUCAAAUUAAACUUCUUUAAAAAUGCACAAGAUGAUUACCAUUGCCCAGUUUUGUUCAAGAACUUCACUAAGAAUUCACAUAUUGUGGCAAUCAGGGCUACGGGAAAUGUGUUCUCAUAUGAGGCUGUGGAACAACUCAAUAUCAAGGGAAAGAACUGGAAGGAUUUGGUCAAUGACACACCAUUUGUCCGAGCUGACAUAAUAACUAUACAGGAUCCGAGUCAUCUCGGCAAAUUCAAUAUAUCAACCUUUCAUCAUGUGAAGAAUAAUCUUAGAGUUGAGACGGAAGAGGAGAUUGCACUGAGAAAGGAUCCCCAUGCAAGACUCAAGUCUGUCUCGGCCGAGACUAAAGACAUUCUUAAUGAGCUGGAAAGAGAUUAUAAAGCUCCUGAAGUGAAGGAAACUAAAAAGGAGGUAGCAGACAAGUUUAAUGCAGCUCACUACUCCACCGGCAUGGUGGCAGCUAGCUUCACAUCCACCGCGAUGGCGCCCGAGACCGUGCACGAGGCGGCCAUCAUUGCUGCUGACGAUGUCAAGUACGAUAGGGUCAAGAAGAAAGGCUACGUCCGCUUGAUCACCAACUACGGCCCCCUGAACUUCGAGCUUUACUGCGACGUCGUGCCGAAGGCCUGCGACAACUUCAUAAAGCUCUGCAACAACGGCUACUACAACGGGACCAAAUUCCACAGAUCUAUAAGAAACUUUAUGAUCCAAGGUGGCGAUCCAACCGGCACGGGUCUCGGCGGCGAGUCAAUCUGGAAAAAGCCCUUCGAAGAUGAAAUCAGACCGAACCUGUCCCACACCGGGCGCGGCGUGCUGGCCAUGGCUAAUUCGGGGCCCAAUAGCAAUGGAUCACAGUUCUUCAUCACAUUCCGGUCGUGCAAGCAGCUGGACGGCAAGCACACGAUAUUCGGCAAGCUGGUUGGCGGAGUGGACACUCUCAACACCAUGGAGCAGAUCGGAGUGGACAACAAAGACCGCCCCAUACACGACAUUAUUAUAGAAGCAGCGCAGGUUUUCGUCGACCCGUUCGCUGAGGCUGAAGAACAACUUAUGGAGGAGAGAGCAGCAGAAUUAAAAAAGCAGGCGGAAGAGGCAGGCACAGGUGUGAAGCCCAGAAAGGCUUCUACACAGCCUCUCAAAGUGUUUAGAACCGGAGUGGGCAAAUACCUCAAUCUAGAACCUUCCGGUAGUAAGCCUAGGCCUGAUGAAACUCCAGCUAAGAAGGCUAAGAAAGAGGGAAAUUAUAAGUUUGGUAGUUUUGAUGCUUGGUAGAUUAGCAACAUGGACUUGAGUAAUUAUUCCCUAUAAGAAUAAGGCUUUAUAAU
Molecule: messenger RNA, 1714 nt
Organism: Cydia splendana
Lineage: Eukaryota; Metazoa; Arthropoda; Insecta; Lepidoptera; Tortricidae
Product: RING-type E3 ubiquitin-protein ligase PPIL2
Exons: 9
Coding region: 114-1661 (515 amino acids)
Biological process (GO): protein peptidyl-prolyl isomerization; protein polyubiquitination; protein folding
Cellular component (GO): catalytic step 2 spliceosome
Molecular function (GO): ubiquitin protein ligase activity; peptidyl-prolyl cis-trans isomerase activity
Source: RefSeq, a predicted model, not a curated record